Molecule: messenger RNA, 4659 nt
Organism: Octopus sinensis (East Asian common octopus)
Lineage: Eukaryota; Metazoa; Mollusca; Cephalopoda; Octopoda; Octopodidae
Product: intraflagellar transport protein 172 homolog
Exons: 27
Biological process (GO): intraciliary transport
Cellular component (GO): ciliary basal body; axoneme; intraciliary transport particle B
Molecular function (GO): protein binding; glycylpeptide N-tetradecanoyltransferase activity
Source: RefSeq, a predicted model, not a curated record
AUGGCUGCGGAUUUGCUAGAGAAAUAUUUUUCCACUGGUUCUUACAUAUUUCAUAUAAUUAGUUCUGCUCAAGGAAUUUCCUGCGCAGUUCUCAUUAGGUUCUCGGAAACUGGAAGAUCUAGUGAUUCUCAGAUCACUGAACUUGUCUCCUCUUCUCAGAUAAUACUUUAUGCUUGUCGACAUGCUAAUAUUCGAUGUGUUGAGAAUCAGGGAGAAAAAAAGGCAAUUACCAAUAAAUUCAUUCAGCCUUCACCCGUGACUACUUUAAAAUGGCUCAGAGAUGACUUGGUGAUUAUCGGGUUAUUCAAUGGAAAUGUUCGACAAGCUAAUGUCAAAUCUAAUCGGUGCAUUCCACUGUUUAACUCAGAUUCAUCAGUGAUAUCCAUGUGUAUCUCGCCCAAUAAGAAGGCAAUCCUUACAGGUCACAUAGACGGUUCUAUUGUCAGAUACUUCUUUUCUCAAGACAAAAAUUUUUUUGGGUCACAAGUUUGCUUUAUUCGCAAAAAUUUUUAGGGGAAGAUUACAACUCACACUUGUUCUCCAUAUGCUCUUGCCUGGGGCUCAACGUCAUUUUUCGCUGCUGGUGGAGACAGAAAAGUGCUAUGUUACAAUAAAGAAGGAAAAUCAUUUCAAUAUUUCGACUAUACAGACGAUGUAGAUGAAAAAAGUUUUGAUUGUGCAGUAGCGAGUCCUCAGGGAAAUGUGAUAAUUUUAGGCUCUUAUAAUCGGGUUUAUGCAUGGAAUAGUAAAAAGUAUAUGUGGGACGAGAUUAGCAAGAAGGAUAUAGAUAACAUUUACAGCGUAACCUCGAUGGCAUACUCCAACGACGGGACUAAACUUAUAAUAGUUAUUAAAUACAAAAUUCAUACAAUUAGGGAGAUAUAUGUGUUAUAUAUCGGCGGACAACUUUUUGUAGUGGAGUUUGAAGCUACUGAAAUUCUAUUUUCAGUGAGAACACCUUAUUUUAAAUCAAAUUUUGUGAGUCGUGAUUGCAACAAUAUUGAUAUGAAAAAGAUGAUGGCCUAUCUCUUAGACCGAAACACUAUUGGAAUUGGUUUACUAUUUAAUAAAUCAAUAUUUAGUCGAUCUGAAAAAUGGAAUCUUAGCGAAAGUUGUGAAUAUCUUUUAUAUAAAGACAAAUCGUUUAGACUCUUUCUAUACUCUAAAGCAGCCAAUAAUAGUCGUUUACUUUUGGAUUAUUGUUUAUAUACUCAGUGGAUCCCGGAAAGUGAUAUAGCUGGAGGACAGUCUCGAAAUAUAUUUUACGUGUGGUACAAAAUGAAUUCACUUGAUGAAGUGACAAAACUUGAAGUCAAAGUGAGUAGUAGUCAAUUUAGUCUUCAGGGAGAUGUUGUGGGAAUAGAAAAGAAUAAAGGUGUUGCUGAGAUUAUUGUCAGCUCGGAUGGUAAAAAUAUCAGAAUUCCUUUGAACAAUCAAAUUGUCGAAUUCAAUUCCGCAAUUAAUUCCGGGGAUCUUUUGAGAGCACUUCAGUUUUUGGAGACAUGUGAAAAACGUUCAGAAACUGAUUAUAUGUGGAAUGAUUUAGCCCAAUUGGCGCUUGAUGCUAACAACGUUUCCAUCGCUAAUCGGCAAGCAAUUGGAUUCUAUAUUUUAGUUGCUUCGCUGCUCUAUGUGACAUCACAAAAUUGGAGUACAUUUAUAAACUUGCAUAAAGAAUUAUCUGAAAAAUAUUUAUAUUGGCUAAUCAAUUCAGGACAGGAGAGAAAAGCCGCGCAGAUAAAAGAAACGAGCGGUGAUUACCUAGAGGCCAUCAACCUUUAUUUAUCAUCUGGAUCACCUAGCAGUGCAGCCAAGACAUUAAUGUCUCACUACGUGUUGGUCAACAAACUUAUAUUAGCUAUUGAAAUUGCAAAAAAAUCAUAUCCUGACCAAGUUCUGGAUCUCGAAGAAAGAUAUGCCGAUUAUUUGGUUGAGGAAAAAGAAUUUGAUUCCGCCUUGAAUCAUUAUAUUGAAGCAGGACUUUAUUUGAGCGCUGGUCAUUCUGAAAAAGCAAUCUCAAUGUAUAUGAAACAAAAAAAGUACGACGAAAUGAUCCGGCUUAUCAAACAAUAUCAUCCAGAACACCUCAACGACGUUUAUCUUCAAUUAGCAAAGGUCAGGAAAAUAAAACUAUAUUAGGAGCAAGAAAAUGCAGAAAACUAUCGAGGGGCUGAAAAAUUUUAUUUAGUUUCAAAAAAUUGGAAGAAUGCAGUCAUUAUGUAUCGGAAUGCUUCAUUAUGGGAAGAUGCUGUCAGAAUUGCGAAAGAACAUGGAACAAAGGAAGUGACAAGUCGGCUUAUCUAUGAAUGGGCACGUCGUCUUACCCCUGAUGCGGCUGUUAAGCUUCUUUUUAGAUACGGACUGGUGAAAAGCGCUCUAAACGAUGCACUUGAAAAAAAAGACUAUAAGUUUGCUAUUUCCAUUGCAGAACAAACCAAAUCAGAGCUAUUGACAGAGGUGUAUUUACAAUAUGCAUCAAGCCUGGAAAACAGCGGGGACUUUGAAGAGGCUGAAAAAUAUUUUAUUGCAGGAAAAAACCCACACGAAGCUGUUUUAAUGUAUUUUCUCUUGAUAAAAAGAAAGGAUUCUGGAAUGUGGGAGGAUGCUAUGAGAAUAGCCCGUAAAUAUACCCCUGAAAAAGUAUCUGGCCUUACACUGGAAUAUGAGAAAAGUAAAAUAAAACAAGUAGAAGGGACUUUCGAUUUACAAAUAAUUCAACAAGCGCGCACAUUUGAAGUAUCAGGCGACUAUCUCCAAGCAAUCGAGCUUUAUUUGAAAGCUGUCAAUCAACCUGAUAUUACUCCCGAGAUUUUGGAAAAAUCUUGUAGUAAAAUAUUCAACUUGUCUAUAAGAAAUCUCGACGCAGACAAGUCUCAAUCAAUAAUUCGGGAGAUAAGCUCAAUUCUUAGCAAAAAUGGAUUUUAUGUACAGGCAGCAGAAAAGCUAUUGCAAAUUGAUUUACUGAAGGAGUCAAUUGAUGUUCUCAUAGAAGGUGGUGAGUGGAAAAAAGCUCGGAAAGUGGCGUCUCAAUUGGACCCGCGGGAUGUUCUGAAUAAAUAUCUUGGUAUGAGAGCUGUUCAACUGAUGAAAACCGGUAACUGUAAACAAAUCCUCACUAUUUUUGAUACUUACAAGCCACCGCUAUACUCACUUUAUCGUAAAAUACACUCCGAAAUAGUCGGGAACUACUGUCUUAAAAUUACCGAGGAUUCUCAGACGCAAAAUGAGCAUUAUGAACUCUUGUCCAAGCUUCGGAAUGUAUUUUUUUCAUUGACAGAGACACGUGGAAUUGCAGAAAACGUAAGAACAGAAUUUGAGAAAAUGCUACAAAUUGCUCACUACUACGCUACUGCUUGUGCAAUGGCUGUUUUCAAACAGUUAUGGGAGAAUGUGGCUAAAAUUUCUCUUUCGUUGUUGAGACAUGUCCGUCAGAUUCCUGCUGACAAAGCUUUUUUUGAAGCAGCUGAAUGCUGCAGAGAAGUAGGAUGGAACUCGAUUGCGUUUGUUAUUGCUAAUCGAUUUUUUGAUAUCGAUGAAAUCUCCGACAAAGUCAAAGACUUGAAGCAAUGGCUUCUUGAAAAUGCGUUCAAUUUUUCUUCCUCGGACACACUUUCACCUGGAAAAGAUGGAUAUCCUGUCAAGGAAUCAAAAGUUAUUUUUAGAGAUGAACACGAAGUUAAUAAAGAUGAAUGGAACUGUUUUCUGAUGGCAGCGAGAGUAUAUUUUACAUUUUUAUUGCAGACAUCCCGAGACCCACGACUACAAGACGUUAUUAAGUUUCUCGGACUGUGCUAUGUUGUAUUGUUGCAUCUACGCGUAUAUCCGAAAAAGUUUUUGCAUGAUAGUUUUGUAUAUGAACAUGUUGAGGGAAACGAACAGUAUGAGUGUGCUACAACAGCUGAUCAAGUAAGACAAACACCAUACGGACUACCAGAAGGAUUUCAAUGGGACAAUACUUUAGAUAUCAACGAUCAUAAAAUGUUGGAUGAGGUAUAUCAACUUUUGAGGGACCAUUAUGUUGAAGACAGUGAUAAUUUAUUUAGAUUUAAUUAUUCCAAGGAUUUUCUCAGAUGGGCACUUAAGCCCCCAGGAUGGCGUGCCGAAUGGCAUUUGGGAAUUAGAGUUACUAAAAACCGAAAAUUGUGUGGUUUCAUAUCCGCUGUUCCAUAUGUCGUCCACAUUGAGGACAAAAAAUUUGACUCUGUCGAUGUAAAUUUUUUAUGUGUAAACAAAAAAUUACGUGGAAAUCGUAUGGCUACUGUUCUCAUUCGGGAAAUAAGAAGACUAGUAAAUCUCCAGGGAAUUUUCCAAGCUAUAUAUACUGGAGGGAAGAUCAUAUCCAAACCCUCAGCUUCUGUCUGCUAUUAUCAUCGACUCAUCAACGUCAAAAAACUUGUGGAAUGUCAGUUUGCAAGAGCUCCCUCUAAUAUCUCUCUAAAACAAUAUUGUAAGUUAUGCUCAUUGGAGAGGCUUAAUAAACCAAAAGGAUUUCAGCCUAUGCUUGAGCGUCACUGUCUGACGGCACAUGCUCUUCUUAAUGAAGUCGUCUUUCUUUUUGUUUUGGCAGUUUCUAAGUAAAUACAGUAUGCAUGCUGAAUUUGGGCUUGACGAGUUCUGUCAUUGGUUUUUGCCGAGAGAAAACGUUGUUUGGUCUUUUGU